AUGGAGGACCCUGAAAAGAAGGUGAAUCAGAAGAGUGAUGGCAAACCCCGGAAAGUACGAUUUAAAAUCUCCUCUUCCUACAGUGGUCGAGUGCUGAAGCAGGUCUUUGAGGAUGGGCAGGAAUUAGAGUCACCAAAGGAGGAAUACCCUCAUAGUUUUCUCCAGGAGGUUCUUGAACCCAUGGAUGGUGUCUACGGAUCUGGGGAAUCCCCCAAGUCCCCGCUGUAUGCCCCUAGGCUGACUGCUCAGAGGAUCAGUGUGUUCAGAGAAGGUAGUGCCUACACGUUGGCUGGCAGCCAGCCUCUGUUCAAUGAUUACAAGGCGAAUGACCAUAAGCCCCCACCUAUUAUAGAUUUUGGAAAGAUAAUCAUCUACACAAAUAACCUGAAAAUCAUUCGAACCCCGAUGGAGAAGAGGGACUUCAUGAGGAAAAUUCUCCAGAAGGAAGGGGAAACUGAAGAAGAGUGUCUGAUGAGCAAGGAAGAAAGCUAUGGAGACAGAGACCAGAAUGACAGGCCUUUGGAGGAGCCAGAAGACACAUUUCCCCAUAAUCAGUACACACAGGAUGGGGAGCUUCCUGAAGACAACUGUUUCCACUGCCGAGGGUCUGGCAGUGCCACCUGCUCUCUGUGCCACGGCAGCAAGUUCUCCAUGUUGGCCAACAGAUUUAAGGAGUCCUACCGGGCCCUGAGGUGCCCUGCCUGCAAUGAGAAUGGCCUGCAGCCUUGUCAGAUUUGCAAUCAAUAG
Molecule: messenger RNA, 747 nt
Organism: Heterocephalus glaber (naked mole-rat)
Lineage: Eukaryota; Metazoa; Chordata; Mammalia; Rodentia; Bathyergidae
Gene: Grxcr2
Product: glutaredoxin and cysteine rich domain containing 2
Biological process (GO): sensory perception of sound
Cellular component (GO): stereocilium base; stereocilium shaft; microvillus
Source: RefSeq, a predicted model, not a curated record